AUGAGGGAGAUGAAAGAAAUGGUUGAUGAACUUCGCAUAACCAAGCCCAUCGAUCCUAAGUUUGAUAGAUAUUCAAGGUUAAUCGGUUACGAGAAACCGAACACAGAUGCUCCACCUACAGUCCGUGUGCCAACCGGUCAUGAUAUUCGAACUUGCGAGGUUUUAAAGGGUAAAGUUAGUGAUGCCGAUAAGAAUGCAAAUAAGAAGGGGAGGAAAAGAAGAGCAAUUCAGUUAGAGAAUGAUCCUGGUUUAGUUGACGAAGAGGACGAGGAGGUAGAAACUGAUGAGGAAGAGGAGUAUAAGGAGGUUGACGAAGCAGAUGAUAGUGAUUCUGAAUGGGAAGACGAGUAA
Molecule: messenger RNA, 351 nt
Organism: Helianthus annuus (common sunflower)
Lineage: Eukaryota; Viridiplantae; Streptophyta; Magnoliopsida; Asterales; Asteraceae
Product: AT-rich interactive domain-containing protein 4B-like
Exons: 2
Coding region: 1-351 (116 amino acids)
Source: RefSeq, a predicted model, not a curated record